UGUAAAAAAGUAUUUUUUUAAGUGCAAAAAUAAGUGUGAGAAAAGUAUCUCUAUAAAAGGAAAUUAUAGUGCAUAGUGUAUUUAAAAAUAGUUUUCAAAUUACAUUUGAAACAAAAAAUUUGCACCAAAAAAAGAUGCCACGUAUAUCACAAUUGUCACAGGAGCAACGCCGACAAGCUGCUUUAAAUAGAAGCAGGGCUCGCUACGAACAAAAUGCAUCCCAAAUAAGGAUUCGGAAUUCUGAACACAUCGCCAAUGUUCGCGCCAAUAACCCGGAACUGCGGGAGGAAAGUCGGGCACGGGAAGCCACAGCGCGCGCCACUUGGAGGCGAAGUGAAAGAAUCCGUAACAUUGAGCGAAUUCGGGAUGCUGAAGGACAUGCUCAUCGCCGACAGGACCCCGAGGAGCGCCGACGAGAGCAGGUGCAAGAUACUGCUCAUCAUGCCACUCGGAGGACCGAUCCGGAGUACCAAAUUCGCGAACGGAUUCGGGAUAUGGAGGCACGUGCCAAUACCCGAGAGGACCCCCAGGAGCGCCGACGAGAGCAGGUGCUCUCGUCUUUUAGAAAAAAAUACUUUAAAAAAUUAAAUGAUAUUCCACAUUUGUUUUUACACCCUGGGACCAUUUUCAUAUAA
Drosophila ananassae is the source of this 635-nucleotide messenger RNA. Its product is annotated as trichohyalin-like. NCBI's taxonomy places the organism in Eukaryota, Metazoa, Arthropoda, Insecta, Diptera, Drosophilidae. The transcript is spliced from 2 exons. The coding region runs from base 135 to 635 and encodes 166 amino acids. The record is from RefSeq and is a predicted model, not a curated record.